AUGAAGUCAACAAAAAUUGGCAUUCUCAUUAUUAUAUUGAAUUCAUUUGUGAUAUGUGUAAAUAGUUUGAACAAUUUUAUUGACAAUUUUGAGACUUUGAAUUAUCGAUCGACGCAUGUGGCGAAUCAGGUGACAAGAAGAAAACGAUCGAUUAGUGAGAAUUAUAAUGAGCCAAUUGGAUUGCGAUUUAAUGCCUAUAAUCGGUAAGGUUUUGGGAUUUUGAAAGGGAAAUUUUGAAAAAUUCAUGGAUUUUUAUAUUUGAAAAAAAUAUCUUUAAAAACUUGAUUUUUUGACAAUUUUCCUUAACAUGAGUCAUCAUGUUCGCCAUUUUUGGGUAAACAAAGAUGAACAAAAAACAACACAUCACUUUCCUCAAAUAUUUGAGCAGAAAACAAAAAGAAGAUGAAAGGAGCGCGAAUCGGAUGAGUGAUUUCAUAAAAUUUUAUUUUAUGAGCAUUUUUUUCUCACAAACGAUGUGAAUAAUAAUAAUGUUGAGAUGGGGAAAACAACAGAUUUCUGUUAUGGGGAAAAUGAGGGUUUUUCCAAGUUCUCAGAAAUUUGAAUCGGGGUCUAGAAGGCCAAAAAAUAGUUCUAAACAUUAGAUAACCGACAAACUUCCAGAACCUUCCAUGUGCAACUCUAUCCAAUCGAUGAUUCAACCGGUCUAUUUCACAUCGAUCAUUUAGCUGAUGUCAACGGCGAAUUCGCCGACAUCAAACCCAGCCAUUUUUUAUACGAAGGACAUUUAAAAGACGAUCCACAAUCAUAUGUUCACGGUAGUUUAUUUGAUGGUGUUUUUGAAGGACAUAUCCAAACUGGAAAUGGUCGACGAUUCACAAUCGAUAAAGCUGCAAAAUAUUUCGAAGCACAAGAUCGACCAACAAAUUAUCAUUCAAUUAUUUAUCGAGAUGACGAAAUAAAUCAUCGAAAAUGGCGGGUUAAACGAGAUGCGGAGACAUUGAAAAGUAAUAUUCAAGAAGGUUGUGGAUUAAAUGAUCGAAUGAAAAGAGAGAUGAGCGAAGUUCAGGAAUCUGGAGAAUAUCAACAAUAUUCAUUGAGAAGUGAUGGAGAUUCAAGUGAUUUUUAUACAAAUUAUAUGACAAUGAAAGGAAGAUCGAAAAGAUCAACAAGAGAUGAACGAGGAUUAUAUUCAGUUCGAACAUGUUCUUUGUAUAUGCAAGCUGAUCAUAAAUUAUAUGAACAUAUUCGAAUGAAAGAGGGAAAUAAUGAUCCGAUUCGAACGAGAGAAGAAAUUGUUAGCUUGUUUUAUAAUCAUAUUAAGGCAGUUAAUGAAAUUUAUGAGAGUACGAAUUUUAAUGGAAUCAAAGGAUUGCAUUUUGUCAUUCAGAGAACUUCGGUGAGUUUUUUUUUUGAAGGGAGACGGGAUUUUUCAUUCUUGAAAAUUUUGAAAAAAAAUACAGAAUAGUAUUUUAUUAGAGACAACGUAAGAUUUAGAGAGUUCAGAGAACAUUAGUUUUUCCAACAAACUAAUUUUCUGUCUAAACUCUCUCAAUUUUACCAAAAAUAUUUUUUCAUUCCUAAUUUGAAAAAAAUAAAAUACAAAGAAUUUUCAAGGAAAAAAUACAAAAUAUUUCGAAGAUAUUUUUAAAGCUGAAUUUGAAACCCAUACAUCGGUUUCUCCCGGUCAAGGUCUCAAAAUUAGCUACCCCCGGAAUGUGAAAAUACAAAAAUUAGCCAGACCCCCUCAAAAAAAAGAGAAGAAACUUGGUUUUUGGGGGUAAAUUGCUAUUUUUCAAAAAGUUAGCCGGUCCCCACCCCUUUUUUCCAAAGUUAGCCAGACCCCCUCCGGACGAAAAUCCGGGGAUACUGAUGUAUGUUGAAACCCGAAAAGGUGACAAAUCACAGUUUUCUCUAAAUAAAUUUUUUAAAUCCUUGAAUUCAAAACUGAAAGUUUCCAAGAAGUUUAACCGUAAAUUAAUGUUCCCUUUCCAGAUUUACACGACUGAAACUUGCGAACGCGGAAAAGCACGACCCGGCUCAGACAAUCCAUUUUGUGAAGACAAUGUUGAUGUUUCGAAUUUUCUGAAUCUCAAUUCACAACGAAAUCAUUCAGCAUUUUGCCUGGCUUAUGCACUGACUUUUAGAGAUUUUGUUGGUGGAACUUUGGGUUUGGCUUGGGUGGCAAGUCCACAAUUUAGUGAGUUUUUUGAGGCGGAGGGAUUUCGGGAAAUAAUUAUUUUAAAAAAAGAUCUGUGCUAAAAAAUUCUCCAGAUUUUUCUGCUGAGAUUCUUGAAAAACAAUAAUUUUUUCGUUAAAAAAUUGAAAAAUUAAUUUUAAAAAUUGUAAAACAUUUUGAUUUCCUGAAAAAUCUUCUUGUCUGAAUUUUUCACGUGGAAAAAUCCUUUUUAAUGAAAUUAUAAAAAUAAAUGAAAUCCUUUUCAUUUAACAAAACACAAGCUUAUGAUUAUAAAUAUUUCUGUACCUUCUAUAAACCUGAUUUUUCCAGACACUGCUGGUGGAAUCUGCCAAGUCCAUCAAAGAUACAACGAGGGAAGUCGUGGUUGGGUUCAUCGAUCUCUAAACACUGGAAUCGUAACCCUCGUAAAUUAUGGAAAUCGUGUACCUGCCAGAGUCUCUCAAUUAACUCUCGCUCACGAAAUUGGCCAUAAUUUCGGAUCACCUCACGAUUUUCCAGCUGAAUGUCAACCCGGACUCCCUGAUGGUAAUUUCAUUAUGUUUGCCUCUGCAACAUCUGGAGAUAAACCGAAUAAUGGGAAAUUCUCGCCGUGUUCGAUCAAAAAUAUUUCGGCAGUUUUGCAAGUUGUAUUACAAUCGAUGCCAGUUGAUCCAACUCGAAAUGCAAAUCCAGUUGGAUUGGGAAAACGAAAUUGCUUCCAAGAACGAACUUCGGCAUUCUGUGGAAAUCAAAUAUUUGAACCUGGAGAGGAAUGUGAUUGUGGAUUUUCGCAAGCGGAUUGUGAUCAGAUGGGUGAUAAAUGUUGUGUUCCACAUGAAGGAAGAGGAUUUGGCGGACCUGGACCAUGCAAGAGAAAACCUGGUGCACAAUGUUCCCCAUCACAGGGAUAUUGUUGUAAUUCGGAGAGUUGUUCUCUACACAGAAGAGAAGAGGAAAAAAUCUGCCGACAGGAAUCGGAAUGUUCACAUCAUCAAACUUGCGAUGGCCGAGGUGCUCAAUGUCCACCAUCUCCACCAAAAUAUGAUGGAUUACCAUGUCAAGAUAGCACAAAAGUAUGUUCGAAUGGCACGUGUAGUGGAUCGGUUUGCGAAUUGUUUGGAUUGAAGGAUUGUUUCUUGACGGAAGGAAAGCCCGAUGAAUUGUGCUUUUUGGCGUGUAUCAAGGAUGGAAGUGAGUUUUUGAGGGAGGAUUUCUGAAAAAAAAAACAUCUGAAAAAAUUGGAUUUUUUUCCUCUCCAAGUUAUGAAGACUUCUGGAUGGAAAAAUUUUAUUCAAAAUUUAGAUUUUUAGCUGGGUUUAAACCUAAGGGAUUUCCAAAUAUUAGAAAAUUCAGUGCUUCGUUAGAAAAUUUGAGAUUUCUAGUCAAAGAUUCAGAUUUUGCUGAAAUUUCUUAUGAAAUGUUAGAUUUUCUCUACCCAAAUUUCAAUUUUUUACUUAUUUUCAGCUUCUUACAAAAAUUUUAAGGUUUCAGAAUUUAACCAACUUUUGAGCUAGAUUUUGGGCGUUUUGAUCUGAAAUCGAUACUUUCUCGAUCUCGUCCCCGAAAAAUCCCCAAAACCCUCCAAAAAAAUGUUCGCAGCGAGCAGGGAUCGAACCUACGCGGGCAAUGCCCAAUAGGUUUCAAGUCUAUCUCCUUAACCACUCGGACAUCGCUGCACAUUUUUCCGUGCCCAAUUUUUCGUUUCUCUCUCAUUUCUCUCAAAAGCAUUUUGCAAUUUUUUCCAGAAUGCACUUCAAGUAUUCAUUUGAGUGAAUUCGCCACAAAUCGAUCAACAUUUUUGCAAUCGGGAAGAAAAGGAAAAUCUGGACUCAUUCUACAUCCCGGUUCACCUUGCAAUAAUUACAAAGGAUAUUGUGAUAUAUUCAGAAAAUGUCGAAGUGUUGAUGCAAAUGGACCAUUAGCAAGACUCAAAAAUUUACUUUUUGAUAAGAAAACGAUUGAAACUCUGACACAAUGGGUUCAGGACAAUUGGUGGAUUGUUGUGUUGGGAGGAAUUGGAUUUUUGGUGAUGAUGGCAUUGUUUGUCAAAUGUUGUGCUGUUCAUACACCGAGUACGAAUCCCAAUAAACCGCCGGCUUUGAAUAUUUAUCAGACGUUGACUAGACCUGGAACACUUUUGGUAAGGAUUUUGGGAAUUUUGAGGGUUUGGGACAAUCGACAAUUCGAGGUUCAAUUAGAGAUUUUGAUUUCUGAGCCAUAAAUUGUCCAGUUAUUCUGUAGAAGUUUCUAAAAGUUUUCCAUAGCAUAUUGUUUAAAAUUAUUAUCUGAAAAUAUCGAAAAAGUGGUUUUUUUUUUUGGAAAAUAAUAUGGAUUUCUUUAAAUUCGGAAUAAAAUUAUUGAAACAUUUUUUUGAAAUUUUCACUGUUUCAACUUUUUUAUGUCUAUGAAAUUGUUCUCCAUAAUUCUUCUGAUAAAAAUCUCAUGAUGACACAAUUUUUAAAAAAUAAUUCUAAAUUUUUUACUCUUUCAAGAAUUGAUAAGAUUUUUUUCGGAAUUCUAACAUUUCCGAUUGUUUCAUUAUAUUUUUUGCUGAUGAUUUUCUUCAAUUUGAAUUUUGAAUCUAUAAACUCGAAAUUCUUGAAUUAAAUUUGACUUUUCGUAAUUUACAAUUUUUAAUAAAAAUUUGGUUCGAAUUUAUUUUCCAGCUGGUUUUUUCUGAAAAUUUAAUUUUUUCACAAGGAAUCUCGAAAAUCCAGAAUUUCUGAGAUUUUUUGUUUUUUUUUGUUCCGCAAAAUCCAUUUCCUAAUUCUCCGAUGUUUCCAGCGCCAACAUCGUCAACGACAUCGCGCCGCAGCCGGAAGUUCCGGUGUCGCAGUUCCAUCGUCUCGACAAAAUCAAACACCGAAUCGUGUGCCUGUCUCAACCCGCCCAUCCGCUCCACCAAUCACACCAGGACCACCACCAAUUUUGGCCGGACCACCAUUGGUACCAGGAGGACCGCCGAUUCCACUCAUUCCGACUGGUAAGCGAUUAUUGUGAGGGAAGAGGGGUUGUCAGACCUGGGAAUUUUUACGUUUCAAAAUUUCUAGAUGUUUGGAAUUUAGAUUUUCCGAUGAUUGCAUAAUCAAGAUAUAUGAAAAAAAAAUCGGAUAACAACACUACUAUUUCAAUUAUGAUCGAAAUUCCAUUGAAACACAAAAUUUUCUAAAUUUGCCACGUCAUAACUCAUUCGGAGUUAGCCUAACUUGAGUUUUACAAGAGUGAUUUUACCAUUGUCAACCUGUGAAAAUCAAUAAUUUCAGCAUCUGCUUCCGGUCAACCUGCUGUAAUUGUCAUGGAACCACCGCCUCCAUAUUCUGCAGCUGACAUUGGCUCACAAAUGGGCGGCCCAAAACGUGGCCACCGAAAAAAUAAGCGACAAACUGCGGCUGACGCAAAACCACAAAAUGGAAGUGGAGCCCGCAAAAAAUCGGGAAAAUAG
Molecule: messenger RNA, 5579 nt
Organism: Caenorhabditis angaria
Lineage: Eukaryota; Metazoa; Nematoda; Chromadorea; Rhabditida; Rhabditidae
Source: the annotation of a GenBank genome assembly